This is a messenger RNA of Pogona vitticeps (central bearded dragon), 2156 nucleotides long. It is a transcript of the gene OGFOD1, whose product is annotated as 2-oxoglutarate and iron dependent oxygenase domain containing 1. NCBI's taxonomy places the organism in Eukaryota, Metazoa, Chordata, Lepidosauria, Squamata, Agamidae. The record is from RefSeq and is a predicted model, not a curated record. Gene Ontology annotation, cellular component: cytoplasm. Gene Ontology annotation, molecular function: iron ion binding; peptidyl-proline dioxygenase activity; L-ascorbic acid binding. Gene Ontology annotation, biological process: peptidyl-proline hydroxylation; regulation of translational termination.
AUGGCGGGAGUUGUAGUCUCCCCUUUCUGAGGGCCCGAGGAGAGCCGGCCGGUGUGUUUUUCUCUGAGGGGACGAAGAUGAGCCGAAGGGCCGGGAAGAGUCUCGCGGUGGCGGCGGACGAAGGCCAAGCCGAAGCGGGCCGGGGCCCCUCCGCGGCCAAGAAGCGCGCCAAGCGGGAGCCGCGCGCGGCCCUCUCCGCGGCCCUGAGGGAGCCGGCCUUGAGGGAGAAGGUGGCCGCGGCCUGGGCCCGCCGGGAGGCCCUGAAGAACGAGGCUGUUGUCCUGGAUCUGGUCCCUUUCCACCACGGUGUCAUCCCAAACUUCGUCCAAGAUGAAGGUUUUUUAGAAGGACUGCAGAAGGAACUUUUGAACCUGGAUUUCCAUGAAAAAUGCAACGAUUUGUACAAAUUCAAACAGUCAGAUGAUCUGAAGAAGAGAAGAGAACCAUACAUUGCUGCAUUAAGAGAAGUUCUCUUUGAAGAGUUCCGGGCUUGGCUUUCUACUGUUACCCAAGUGGAGUUAGAGCCAACCAUUGACCUGUCCUGUGCCAAGUAUGAAUAUACAGAUGCCCUGCUCUGCCACGAUGAUGAAUUGGAAGGUCGGCGAAUUGCCUUCAUCCUUUAUCUUGUGCCACCUUGGGAUGAGAAUGAUGGAGGCACCUUGGACCUCUUCUCCACUGACGAUCACUUCCAGCCUUUAAAGAUUCUCAAGUCAUUGGUCCCUUCAUGGAAUUCACUCGUUUUCUUUGAAGUAUCACCAGUGUCUUUCCACCAGGUGUCUGAAGUUGUUUCCAAAGAGAAGUGUCGUUUGUCCGUGAGUGGUUGGUUUCAUGGCCCCCCGGUAGCGAGGCCGCCCCGGCAUGUGGAGCUGCCCCUCCCACAGAGCCCUCACAUUCCUCACGAUCAUGAAAUCUUGUAUGACUGGAUCAAUCCUGUUUAUCUGGACAUAGAUUCCCAGGCCCAGAUUCAGGAGGAAUUUGAGGACAGGUCUGAGAUCUUGCUGAAGGAUUUUCUCAAGAGAGACAAGUUUUGGUUGGUCUGUGAAGCUGUGCAGAAGGAAGAACUCCAGUGGAGCAGCAGAGGGCCCCCAAACAAAAGGCAUUACCGAAAAGCAGAUGAGGAGAGCCUGCCCAGCAUCUUGAAGGCCUGCAUGGAGCUCUUUCGGUCAGAGGCCCUGUUCUUGCUCCUGUCCAACUUCACAGGCUUGAAACUGCAUUUCCUCGCUCCAGGGGAGGAAGAGGAAGGAGAAGGAGGGAAAGAAGCAGGAGGGGAUUUGAGCAGAUCUGCACCAGGACAGAGCAGUCAAGGAGAAACUGACAGCAGAGACUAUGCCGAGGACUCCGAGAGAAUCCCCGAGAGUGGAGAGAGUGGCUCAAGGACCCCUCUGUGUGUCGGAGAGCUGAGACAUUGGACCCAGGGAUGCUACACUCUCGUCCACGACACCCAAGCCACUGAGUUCGCCCUGGAUCUGCUGUUCUUCUGUGGGUGUGAAAGUUGGGACGUGGAGUUUGGAGGUUUUACUUCGUAUAUUGCAAAAGGUGAAGACGAAGAGCUGCUGACUGUUAAACCUGAAGACAACUGUUUGGCCUUGGUUUACCGAGAUCGUGAGACACUGAAAUUCGUGAAGUACAUUAACCACAAAAGUUUGAAUCGGAGAGCCACACGACCUGAGCAGACUGGAUUUUGGGACUUCUGCUUUGUUUACUAUGAAUGAUCGAUGAUGGCACACAGGCGCGGCAGAAGAUGGUAUUUUCUACGAAGAAGCUUCACGGGAGGAGCUUUUGAAACAGGCUAAGCUUUUGUGUUGCAUCAUCUUCUCUUUCCAGACAUUUUAACAGAAGUUAAACUUUGUGCCUCUGCCAACUGACCUAUCAUGCAUCUGAAAUAUUCUGGGGGUCACCGAGGUUCCUGACUAGCCGUGAGACUUUUCAGCAUAAUCUUUGGACUGCGGCUGUGAUUUCCACAACCCCAAGAAGAAACAGGAUUCACAGACUAUUGCAUUUCCCUCAAGAAUACAUUCUGCAAGCAGCCUUCAUUUGUGGGAGACAGGGUUACAACUUGCAGUGGGCUGUUGUCUUUGUGGUUCAAGUGCUUAGACAUUUGAAAUGUGUAUUUUCUUCCCUCUGUGGCCCGAGAAACAUAAAGCAAGGCUGCAUGA